This is a messenger RNA of Penicillium argentinense, 681 nucleotides long. Its product is annotated as tRNA (carboxymethyluridine(34)-5-O)-methyltransferase. The record is from RefSeq and is a predicted model, not a curated record. Gene Ontology annotation, biological process: tRNA wobble uridine modification. The transcript has 3 exons. Gene Ontology annotation, cellular component: nucleus; cytoplasm. NCBI's taxonomy places the organism in Eukaryota, Fungi, Ascomycota, Eurotiomycetes, Eurotiales, Aspergillaceae. Gene Ontology annotation, molecular function: tRNA binding; S-adenosylmethionine-dependent methyltransferase activity. The coding region runs from base 1 to 681 and encodes 226 amino acids.
AUGGCAGAUGCGUACGAACAACAGAACGUGCACGAGGUGUACCAGCAAAUUGCUGGGCAUUUCUCGGCGACUCGCUACAAGCCAUGGCCGAUCGUGGAGCGCUUCCUUCAGGAAUUGACUCCCGGGUCUGUUGGUCUUGAUGUGGGAUGUGGUAAUGGCAAGAACCUGAUGGUCAACAAAGACGUCUUUAUCGUGGCUUCGGAUAGAUCAGAAAAUCUGGCGCGGAUUGCAGUUCGGCAUCAGCCCCAUUCAGCCGUGGUGGCUGAUAUUCUUGAGCUUCCACACCGGGAUGCAUUUUUUGACUUUGCAAUCUCCAUCGCCGUGAUUCACCAUCUUUCCACUCCGGCUCGGCGAGUUCAGGCCGUCGCCGAGAUUCUGCGAACCCUCAGUCGUGGUUCGGAAACACAGCCGGGAGGCAAACUGCUUGUCUAUGCUUGGGCGCUCGAGCAAAAGGACAGUCGUCGUGGCUGGGAUAAAGGUGAUCCCCAGGAUAUCAUGGUGCCAUGGGUCCGCAAAGCCAAGUCGGACCAAGAACAAUCGCAGACCUUCCAUCGCUACUACCAUCUGUAUGAGGAAGGCGAGCUGGAGCGCGACAUUGCGCAGGCCGGUGGUGUUGUUCUCGAAUCAGGAUAUGAAAAGGAUAAUUGGUGGGCCAUCGCAACACCCAAACCCGCUCCAUAA